This is a messenger RNA of Sphenostylis stenocarpa, 516 nucleotides long. NCBI's taxonomy places the organism in Eukaryota, Viridiplantae, Streptophyta, Magnoliopsida, Fabales, Fabaceae. The record is from the annotation of a GenBank genome assembly.
AUGACGGACGGGUUGCGAACGGCGCUUGCGGUGGUCGACGGCGGCGACGAGAGUAGUGUAUUGGAUUUUGAGAGAGUACAGGGAAGAAGUCGAGGGUGGAGUCAGGUGCUUUUUGCAAUAAAGCUUCGAUCUCAACUUCCUACUCAAGAAAACGAUGGGACGAUGGUUAAUCCAAAUGAAAUAAAUAAUGAGUAUUCUCUUCGUGGUUCGUGGUGUUUCUCUUUCCCAAAACUCCCUUUCUUCCUCCCUCCUUUUCUACCUCCCCAGCUGGCUGAACCUUCACACCUCCCUCCCACCACCGUCUCCUCCUCCAUCCAUCACCGAAACCUCCACAUCACGAAUCCCCUCACCUCCUCGCAAAUCGAAACUAGCCCUAGCGCAUCAGGAGGAACAACUAGGGUUUUGGUGUCCGUGACACGGAUUUUGAAGCACCAGUCACCGUGGAAGGCUCGAGAUGGGAGGUUCAUGGAGAGAAGGACAACGGAAAACUCUGCAUUUCAACUGUGGUUAAGAUGA